Molecule: messenger RNA, 765 nt
Organism: Plasmodium cynomolgi strain B
Lineage: Eukaryota; Apicomplexa; Aconoidasida; Haemosporida; Plasmodiidae
Product: CYIR protein
Exons: 1
Source: RefSeq, a predicted model, not a curated record
GGUGAACGUAUUCUAUUUCCUCACUUACCGACAUACAAAUUUGAUCAGGAACUGAAGGCAGAUGAAAAUGAUAAUAUAUAUAAGGAAUAUUUCAAUUCAUUAAGCGUAUUGAUGAAAAAUUAUAAUUGGAGUCAGGAUUUAUUCAACAAACUAAGUAGAAAUAUAAAGUUGGUACACGAUAAGUAUGUUCCGGGGGAUGCAUUCAAUAGAAAACGAUGUUACGAUUUAAAUUUCUGGUUAUAUGAUCAAGUGUUUAAUAAGCUUAAAUCAACCAGUGAAUACGAUACUAAGUUUUUUAAAGAUACUUCUACUAGACUUCAAGAAGUAUGGAAAAAUAUUGUUGAUGCGAAAUUUAAGGGUCAAGCUUUUGAGUGCUAUCCAGAUAAAGAUUUGCUUCUUAAUAUGGGUUAUUUACAGGAAAUUAAGGAUUUGUUGGAUUUUUUUGAAGAUUAUAAUGAAAUGAAAAAUGAAAUCAUUAAUAAUACUUAUAAUGGAUGCCGUAGAUAUGUGAAUUACCUUAAACAAAGAAUUCCAGUAUAUUAUGCGUGGAGAGACUCAUGUAAAGUGAAGGAGUUUGCUUGUAAAAGAUACAUCGACGAUUAUAUGAAAUACCGUCCAUCAAGUAUUGUGCCAAAAUUGAGCCCUUUAAUUGUUGUUAUGUAUGCCUAUACCCCUUGUUAUAAAAGCGUUUAUGAUGUAUUUGUAAAGGCAAAAUUACAACCAAAACGAAAUGAUGGUAUAUAUAAAAAAAAUAGAAAAGCUUGA